Molecule: messenger RNA, 2041 nt
Organism: Perca fluviatilis (European perch)
Lineage: Eukaryota; Metazoa; Chordata; Actinopteri; Perciformes; Percidae
Product: pleckstrin homology domain-containing family A member 1-like
Exons: 14
Coding region: 117-1520 (467 amino acids)
Cellular component (GO): membrane; cytoplasm
Molecular function (GO): PDZ domain binding
Source: RefSeq, a predicted model, not a curated record
GGGAUUUUGCGUGUAACUUUACGCUCGUGCCGGACAGCUGCCACCACUGGACUCGGACUGAGCCGAACUGUCGUUCCUGUGAUGCCCCAGGGCGGGCUGAGCUGGUCAGGGUUGCGAUGCCUUAUGUGGACCGACAGAAUCGCAUCUGCGGCUUCCUGGACAUCGAGGAGAAUGAGAGCAGCGGCAGGUUCCUGCGCCGAUACUUCAUCCUGGACACUCAGCAGGGCAGCCUGCUGUGGUACAUGGACAACCCACAGAAUCUGCCUAAAGGUGCGGAGAAGGUGGGAUCUCUUAAACUCACCUACAUCUCCAAGGUCAGUGAUGCCACCAAACUCAGACCAAAGGCCGAGUUCUGCUUUGUUAUAAAUGCAGGAAUGAGGAAGUUUUAUCUGCAGGCCAAUGACCAGCAGGAUCUGGUGGAAUGGAUCAGCGUUCUCAACAACGCCACCAAGAUCACUGUGCCAAAGCCAGGCGAGGGCCACGCCGGCCACACAGAGACUCCCCAGGAAGUACUUGGAGCCAUGAAACAGGUCUCCUACAAGACUGAAAUCAUAGGUGGAGUCCCUAUCAUCACUGCUACACAGGAGCAGGGGGAGGGGCAUAACGAGGCGGAGCGUGGGGGCUUGAAGCGAGGUCAGAAUCACCUGCCCUACUACCUGUCCAGAGGAGCGCAGGACCAGGCCAUCAUCAAGGCCGGAUACUGUGUCAAACAGGGGGCUCUGAUGAAGAAUUGGAAGAGGAGGUACUUCAUGCUGGAUGAAAACGCUGUCAGCUACUACAAAUCUGACCUGGAGAGGGAGGCGCUGAGAGUCAUCCCGCUGAAGGAGAUCCACAAAGUGCAGGAGUGCAAACAGAGUGAGCUGAUGAUGAGGGACAACCUGUUUGAAAUGGUCACAGGCUCCAGAACUUUCUACAUACAGGCUGACAGUCCAGAGGACAUGCACAGCUGGAUUAAGGCCAUCUCAGGGGCGAUCGUUGCUCAGCGCGGCCCCGGACGCUCCGCUAACUCUGUCCGUCAGGCCAGGAGGCUGUCCAGCCCUUGUAUACAGAGGUAUACGCCGUUCUGCGGUGGUGAAUGCAGCACCGUUCCUGACUCCCGGCAGAACUUCGCCAAACCAAAGGAACGCAGCGAUCACUCCUCAUCCUCUCCGACAUCCUACUCCACCUUCUACUACCCCUGUGGCCCGGAACCACACCACCCACAAUCCUCCUCCGUCGGCGCCACCGCGCGCCCUCAGCUUCACGCUGGACACGCACCACCAGGACAACUUCGUGGGCCUGCUCCCGUGGAGGCUAAGCGGCGUCCAGACCGUGAUGAUGCCUCUCCCGUCGGCGCGCUCCCGCCUGUCGCUGCAGGAGACGCUGCACUCUUCCAAAUAACGGAGGAGGACGACGACGACGAAUCCCCGUGGAAACAGCACAGCGAAAUGGCCCAGUGGGGGUUCGCCGGCAGCCGUGGCGGGGACCAGCUGAACAGUCAAACCACUGAGAACACCGACCGGCAGAUUACUCUGAUUUGACGAUGAUGAUCAACGAGAACACACACACACACACACACACACACACACACACACACACACACACACACACACACACACACACACACUUCUACACAGGCUCCAUGUGAUGAGACUGCUCUGUGUGUUUCGGAAACUACCUGACUGGCUAAAAUGAGCCGUCUACAAAAAUUCCUGGGGGCCAUUUUAGUUUGUACGUGUGUGCACAUGUGAAAGAGGACCUUCUUCCGCUGCUGUUUUUUCGAUAACUCUUUACUUGAAGGUAUCUACAUAAGAGUGACAUGACACUGUUAUCAACACAUGAACCCUAACCGUAGCCGACCUGUCGGACGCCAGUGUGAGGUCAAAAUGACGUAGCUCUCGCUGGCCUCGCCUGGAUUUUGAGUGCGCGAGCAGAGGUCGUGCAUGACAGUAUUUUUUUCAGCGGCGGAAACAGGAAGCAUGGACGAGUUUGAGGGCAGCCAGAUGCCAGGACUCUCAGAGUGACUGCCAGUCUCUCUGGUAAACUUACUGGGUUAAGAUCA